Messenger RNA from Coniosporium apollinis CBS 100218, 1029 nucleotides. RefSeq lists its product as uncharacterized. Gene Ontology annotation, cellular component: mitochondrial inner membrane. Gene Ontology annotation, biological process: mitochondrial protein processing; protein quality control for misfolded or incompletely synthesized proteins. The transcript has 3 exons. Gene Ontology annotation, molecular function: metalloendopeptidase activity. Bases 1 to 1029 code for a protein of 342 amino acids. NCBI's taxonomy places the organism in Eukaryota, Fungi, Ascomycota, Dothideomycetes. The record is from RefSeq and is a predicted model, not a curated record.
AUGUUCGCCGCGCGCCCCCUGCGGGCUUUCCCGAGCUCAGCUCCAUCACAGCUCCUCCGUCCUCGUCCAGUGCUCAAGCCCAAGCCAAUCGUCCAACCGCGAACUCAAGUCCGCCACCAGUACUACAGAUACAACCAAAGAUACCAGCGGUUUCAAGCAAGCAAGAACCUCUUCAGACGAUGGGUGAACAGACCGACCUUCAAGUACGAAGCCGGGGGUCUCGGCGCUGCUGCUGGAGGCUUCUACGUCUACAAUCUCGAGGUUGUCCCCGUCUCCGGACGACGGCGCUUCAACAUUUUCGGGCCGGAGACGGAGCAGGAAAUGUCAAAGGCGUUCUACAGCCAGAUCAUGCAGGAGUAUCGCGACCGAAUACUGCCGGAUUGGGACAAACGGUCACGGAUGGUGCGCCGAGUGCUGGACCGGCUGAUACCCGCCACGGGCUUGGAGGACUCGAACUGGGAGGUCCACGUCAUCGAGGACGAGCAGCGCAAUGCCUUCGUCAUCCCGGGCGGCAAGGUGUUUGUGUUCUCUGGCAUCCUGCCUGUCUGUGCAAAUGACGACGGUCUCGCGGCGGUGCUCGGUCAUGAGAUCGCGCAUAAUUUCGCUCAUCACAGCGCGGAGCGUUUGAGCAAGGCGAUCAUCAUCUACGCGUUGAUAUUCGGGCUGGAGCUCUUUGUGGGCGCUCCGGGACAGAUCAGCCAGCUUCUGCUGGACCUCGUAUUCACGAGACCAGGCAGUAGGGGCCAAGAGAGCGAAGCGGAUUAUAUCGGUCUGAUGAUGAUGGCCCAAAGCUGUUACAACCCGGAAGAGGCAGCUGCUCUUUGGGGCAGGAUGGCUCAGGUGGAAGAGAAACAGGGGGGAGCUCCGCCUCAGUAUCUAUCCACGCACCCCUCGAGCCACAACCGACAGGAGAAGAUCCGAGAAUGGCUCCCUGAAGCCAAAGAGAAGCAAGCGCUGUCCGACUGCGCGUCCACUUUAGACUACGCGCAUGCCUUUAAACGAGCAUUUGGCGGCGAAUAUACUUGGUAA